AGUGCAAAUAUGCUGUGCAAAGUGACUAUCGAUCGACUCGUUCGAUCUAAAAUUUGACAGUUGCAGUGACUUGAACCUUUGCAAAAUGUCUCAGAUUCCCAGCUUUUCCACGUGGUACAGCACGUUGGUGAACUUUAGGAAGAAUCCCUCAGCUUAUCUGAGUGGAAAGAAACUCAGUGGCAGCAACUUUGUACUUGAUGUAUUGCAGGAACUCUGCCAGGAGAAUGUUCAUGCUGAUAUCAAGACGCAUCUCUUGAUCUUGCUGCAAGAGUAUUCAGUGUUGUUGUUUGCUGAGUCGCAUGAAAGCAUUGAGACAACCGUUGGCACCCUGCAGACCCUCUACCAACAGACUUGCAGGCAUUCUGGGCUGGAGACCUUCCAUGGUCAGAUCCUCAUCACAAUCACAACUAUUCUCCUCUCUUGUGACCAACUGGAGCACCAGCCAACGUUGUUUUGUGGAUUUGUCGACAUAUUACUGGAUGUGGUGUCAAAGGUGAACCAGGUUGGCCAGUCAACUCGAGCCAUGGCCUGCCUAUGCUUAGAGGAGAUUGAGUCUCUCUAUCCUGGCAUCUUGAGCCACAAACUUGACCAUUUCUACCAGAUGUGUCAACUUGAGAUGACGUUCUCUUGCCAGAACUACAUGACACUGCUUGUCACAUGCCUCAGGAAUGCAGUCAGGAAGUUACAGAGUGGUCAGUCUGGUGUUGACGAUCGGAGUCUGACGGAUUUGUUAUGCAAUAGGAAAGAGCCACUAAAACCUCUCAUUCUCCCUCAGGAUUUACAUUCUCUCAAAUUACACAUGAAGUUUCAUUCCACGCCAGCCAAACAACUGCCUGGCAACGUUGACACCCGAGAGUUGAAGAGAGCUGUCUCAUUCCUGAUGGACCACACGCAGACUUUGACCGGAGCGAGCCACUUCCAAAUGCUCUGUCAGCUUGUCGAUGUGGUCAAAAUGACACCACAGUUUUCAUCUUCAAUUUUUAAACCUCAUCUCCUGCGUUUCUUGUCGACUCUCGACCUGCCACUCUUCUACCUCGUCUUUUACCUCCGCCUCCAUUUUGGCUCCGAUCUGUUCAGCGGAACGGAACGUGAUACGCUGCUGAAACACCUGCUCGUUUCCAUCCACCAUCCGGCGCUAUCCAUUCCUCACAGAUUGAUGUUGUUUGAUUGGCUGUUACACUUCCCGCAGGAUUCAGGCGAGGUACCACCCGAGGCAUGCGUCCCAUCUGAGCUGGACUACACACAAUAUGCAGCAUUCUUUCCCACCGUGUUCGACAGUGCUGAGAUCAAAUUGAUUAAGCUGUCAAUACUUAGUAUGUGUUUCACUCCUGGAGAGCAGCCUGACUCUGUGACCGCUACAUUGAUGGGAUGUCUUGUUUGCCUACAUAAACCUGUCCAUUAUGGUGUGACAGGAAAGACUGCAGUGGUGCUAUUUAGAGUCCUCUAUCAAUUCUACGUCCGUCAUGAACAGACUGCUCUAGCCAAGGAUCUGGAGAGGUUUAUUUUGGGUGUUGUGUUGGAGCAGCCCAAGUUCGUGCCAUACAUCCUUGAUUUUAUUCAGUGUGUCCGCAAAUACAAGCCUUCCAGCUUGCUGCCAGUGGAAGUCCUGGAGUCACUAACCAAGCAGGUCAUAUCAACACCCGUAGAACAAGUGCUGGAAAAGUUAAAUUUCUACCUGAUGAUACUUGAUCGUGCGGCCCAUGAAGUUCAGAUAAAACCUAAGGCCACCAUCAUGUUCCUCCAGCAGUUGGUCGAUGGCACAUCCUUCUGCGCAGAUGGGGGCUGGUCGCUUGGCAACCGCUUAUUGGCCGUCUGUCGCAGCAUUUUACAGUUUCACGAUACAGAUCCUGUUUAUAUUGAGCUUGGCGACCUUCUCCAUUCUCUGUUCACUCAUCACAAGGAGGUGGACGUGAGAGAUCGGGCUAAGUUUCUCUAUUCGUUACUCGUCAAUGUAUCAAGUGAAAAGCUUUCCACAAUAUUGUUACGGUCACCUUUGACAGCCAAGGCCACCACGCAAACACUCACCAACUUAGUGGCAAGUAGUGGAAACUUUCCGACUGCAGCUCCGAUCAUCCAUGUUGAGUAUCCUGUCAUGCAACUCACCAGAAUGGAAGAGACAGUCACUCAUGACGUGCAGCAUGCUAACGCUACACCCUCUGUGGAGUCUGGUAUCAUCCAUACCUACUGGAGGCACAUCCAUAGUUCCGAGUUUACACCAGGAAUGAAGAAGAAGUAUUAUGUCCACUUUGCCAAUAACAGGGACCCGACGUUUCAGAGAAUUCAUGCCGUGAAUCUCACUGUGACGGCGAACAGUUCCUAUAGGAAAAUGACUGACGUUUACCUGCCUGUUUUGGACAGAGAGACGUCCUCCGCACCAGGACCUGGAUGCAUUUCGAUUGUGUUACACUUCCAACCCCAGGAACCUGUGGCAGGAACCUUCCAAACGAAUGCCAUAUUUACCUGUCAGGACGGAAGCACCUAUUCUUGUGACCUUGUACCGGUCACCUUGACCUUUAAUGACCUUUUCCAACCGUUCCCGUCACCGCCUACAAAUCAUGGCAGGUUGUUUGAAGAACUCUGGGAACAUAUUGAGUCGAAGUCACGUCAGAAUGACAGUGACAGUGUUCUCUCCAUCUGUCGUCUGCUUCUUAACAAGGCCCAGAUGGAGAAAAUCAGCGGCAGCAAACUCGGACCAUUCCUGAUAGAAUCCUCUGAACAGGAUUAUCUCCGUUUGGGCAUCUUCCUGCCGCCGCGCUACUCGUUACUCCUCAAGGUGAUCUUCCCAGCCGAUGACAACACCUUCUCGCUCGUCAACGUCGCCACAGAUAACUGGAAAAUCUUGCCAGAUGUGCAAAACUUUUUGAAAAGUCUUGAGGAAAUCACAAUAAUAUGAAUAUUUUCAAUCAGAAUCUUCGUUGGAUUUUUCUGUGGACAGAUUAUCAUUUCUCAGAGGAAUCAAGGUGCUACUGCCGCAGAUAGUAGGACGAUCUUGCUGUCCAUUAAGAACUAAUGAUUAAAAAUCUGUGAAUAUACAGUACAACCUCUCUAUUGCGGACACCCAUGGGACUGGGCCCAGGUGUCCGCAAUAGAGAGGUUAUGCCAAAUCGUCCGAUAGGUGGAUUUGAAGUUCCCGCCUUGCAGUUCUUGGUUUUUCCAUGUGUCGACAUCUAGCGUAGUAACUUUAAACCUGUUGGCUGAUCGGUAUUUGCUUGUGAUGUUGCGUUGAAUGACGUGAGCUACUUUGGAACUCAGAGCGUGAAUAAUCUCUCCAGUAAAAGGUGCCCCUUUUAUUGCAAAAUCUCCUCGACAUGUCAUAAUGUGUGAAAAAACACCAUAGUUUCUGUCCAUCAGCCACCCUGAUUAAUAAUUAAUUUUUUCUAAUUUCUCUCCUAACGCAUAUUUGCCGCAACACCGACCAAACCGCGUGGAUUUAUGAGUGUCCGAUGACACAAUAGGCCUGUGUGAUUAGUUGAAAAGAUGAGUAAACAAAUGCCGCGGCUUAAUUAGGAUACAAAAACACAAUGCCAUGGGGUAAUUAUGUUGAUUAAUUACGCAAAUAUCACACCUGUCGGGCCUACUUGACUCUCCAAGCGCACGCGGGAAACCAUUGUUUUUGCCUACUGUCCGUAAUUGGGAGGGAAUUGGACCAAAAAUUGGCUAUCGCCCUGUCCGCAAUUCGGAAUAAAGAGGUGUCCGUCGUACAGAGGUUUUUGUUAUUGGAAAUGACUUAGAAAAAAAUCGGGACUGCACGAACAUGUCCGUAAUGCGGAGGUGUCCGCCUGGCAGAGGUGUCCGCAAGGGGAGGUUCUACUGUAUUCCCAACAGAAUACAAGAUUUCGAGGGUUUAGCGCUGAUCUUGAAAGUUAGUCUUUGAACUUGGAAUACCUGUCCGUUAUAUGAGCAUACCUGGUUUAUGCAAGUCCAAUAUAGGCAGAGUUUACUCUAUGGUGCAUUGUAGAGCAGUUAUCUUAAUAUCUGACUUGCUAAAAAGUUAAUAAAAAUAUGAAUUUAGUUUUCAAUAUUGUUGUACUGAUUUAUUGUGAGAAUUUGACAAUUCCAGUGUGUAUACUGUAACAAGAAACACUUUAUGAUCUUUGUGGCCUGGCCUAAUCUGCAAAAUGUAACUUAUAUUACAUGGGUAUUUUUCUUCGAGAGAAAAAGUGUGAUCGUAAGAGUUGGUGCUAAAGUGUUACAAAAAUGAAUACAAAAUAUUAAGAUUAUUAAAAAGAAUUUCCAUGCCUUACAAAAA
Lineus longissimus is the source of this 4249-nucleotide messenger RNA. RefSeq names its product AP-5 complex subunit beta-1-like. The transcript is spliced from 20 exons. The record is from RefSeq and is a predicted model, not a curated record. Gene Ontology annotation, cellular component: AP-type membrane coat adaptor complex; lysosomal membrane. Bases 86 to 2893 code for a protein of 935 amino acids. Gene Ontology annotation, biological process: endosomal transport. Lineage: Eukaryota; Metazoa; Nemertea; Pilidiophora; Heteronemertea; Lineidae.